ACAUGUAUCAAUUCAAGAUAAUUUUUGCUGUUUUACUAACUCUUUGUAUAAUCGAGUUCUCCCUGUCGCAGACCAACUAUUGUAAGGCUAAUUUGUGUAAAAAGGGAAAACAUAUUGCCUGCAACAAUAAUGGAAAAUUUGCUGGUGCCUGUGCAAAAAAUGCCAAAAUUAUACGUAUAACCCCUAAAUUACAAAGAAAAAUUGUCCAAAAACAUAAUUCUUUGAGAAAUCGUGUGGCUAGCGGUAAAGUUAAUGGUUUGAAGGGAGCCGUUCGUAUGGCUACGAUACGUUGGAGUCCCGAAUUAGCUAGACUGGCUGUAUAUAAUGUCAAACAAUGUAAAAUGUCACAUGACAAAUGUCGCAAUACCGACAAGUUUAGUUUUGCUGGACAAAAUAUAGCGAAAAGUUCUUGGAGUGGCCAGAAGAAACCUGUUGGUGCCGUAUUAAUACAACAGAUUCAAUCUUGGUUUUCAGAGCAUAAAAAGUGUUCUAUGAGUGAUAUUAGGAAGUUGAAAAAUAUUUCCAAAUCUGGUCACUUUACCGCUAUGGUUCAGGAGAAAAACAUGGCUGUGGGUUGUGCCAUCUUACGUCAAAGAUCGAAUGGUCAAACUAUGCAGUUAAUGACCUGUAAUUAUUCUUAUACGAAUAUUCUAGGUUCAGCCGUUUAUAGGCAUGGACGUACGGCCUCGAAAUGCACUACUGGUCGCAAUCCUAAUUUUAAGUCGUUAUGUUCUGUCAAUGAGAAUUACAAUCUUAAAAGUGACAAAUAUUAAUGUUUAAAUAAAAACAAAAAUGUGACAAAUGUCCG
Molecule: messenger RNA, 808 nt
Organism: Lucilia sericata (common green bottle fly)
Lineage: Eukaryota; Metazoa; Arthropoda; Insecta; Diptera; Calliphoridae
Product: antigen 5 like allergen Cul n 1-like
Exons: 3
Coding region: 3-773 (256 amino acids)
Source: RefSeq, a predicted model, not a curated record